UUAGCACCAUAGCAUUGUGUUGUAUCGUUAUUCUUAUUAGUAUUUUAUGCAUGACCCGCCCGUCCUCCUUUUCUUCUUCUUCAAUUGAUAUCUUGAAACCCUAGUGUGUAUAUAUAUAUACGUGCGUAUAUAUAUUCUUCUAAGAUUCUAUCUUCUUCAACAAACUACCACAACGAACUAGCUGUAAUUGCUUUCCCGAACCAAUAGCUUUUAUCUUUCCUAGCCCCCAAAAGUUUGAUGCUAAUGUGCCAAAUUGAAGAAUCGCGUAACAGAAUUUGCCAUCAACAACAAUCGUUGAAGGAAUUUUGUGUUGUAAGCUUGUCGAUCUCACCUGGGGUUUCACUUCCAGGAAAGUAAAGAGCAUCGGAGAGACUCAAAAACCAAUUGUGACUUUCUGUGAAUGGCAUUGGUUGUAAUCUGUGGGCAACCAUGCAGUGCGAAGUCAACAGCUGCAGUCCGCUUAUUGGAAACUCUUGAAGACUUGGAACCCAAACCAACAGUCAGGAUCAUUGAUGAAGCUUCGUUUCAUCUUGAUCGCAACCACAAUUAUGCUGACAUGACAGCUGAGAAGAAUUUAAGAGGGGUGCUUAGGUCUGAAGUUGAUAGAUCCUUAUCAAAAGAUAAUAUCAUUAUAGUAGAUUCCUUAAACAGCAUCAAGGGUUAUAGAUAUGAGUUAUGGUGUUUAGCUCGUGCUGCUGGGAUAAGAUAUUGUGUCCUUUAUUGUGAUGUUGAUGAGAUCCAUUGUAGAAAAUGGAAUGAAGAACGCAGGGAGAAGAAGGGGGAAACGUCAUAUGAUGAUAAAAUAUUUGAAGAUUUGGUGAGAAGGUUCGAGAAACCAGACAGAAGAAAUAGAUGGGAUUCUCCUUUGUUUGAGUUAUGGCCAUCUAAAGAUGGAAUAGAUAAGAGCAAUGCAGCCAUUCUGGAUGCUGUUUUGUACUUAACGAAAAAAGUGGACUCGAAAACAAAGGAUGUUAGAGUUCUGCAGCCUACAAUUGCAACACAAUCUGCACGGUUUUCUGAGGCAAAUUCCCUUUAUGAGAUGGACAGAGCGACACAAGAAGUUAUUAAUGCUAUAAUGGAAGCACAAACCCAGUCAACUGGGGGGCCUGUGAAUGGAGUUACUCUUGGCCAGGGACUACCAACUAUCGAUAUUUCAAGAACCAUUGGGCUGCCAGAGCUACGAAGGCUGCGAAGAACUUUCAUCAAAUUGACAGGGCAGUCAAGCUUGAGUGGCCCACCACCGCCGUCUGAUGCAGAGAGUGCAAAGAGGAUGUUUGUGGAUUACUUGAACAGAGAACUAGAAACUGCUUGAAGAGGCUCCAGGUGAUAUUAGAUUAAUGAAAGCCCAAGUGGGGUGUCUUCAAUUUGGUAUGUUUGUGCUAAUGAAUAGAUUAUUUAUUGCAUCACUAGGAAAAUAUGGAAAUUGUUAUUUUCACACACACAAUGGAUGUCAUUUUGGCUGUGGUGGGAACAGCAGCUCCAGAAAAUUGAUGGUUAGAAGAAACAGAAUGCUAGUGGUCGUAUUUGUAUUCUUUUUUUCAACAUUAUUAAUUCAUCAUAAUGUCUGUUUGUUCUUUUCUUCUA
Messenger RNA from Cornus florida, 1584 nucleotides. RefSeq names its product protein KTI12 homolog. Bases 401 to 1312 code for a protein of 303 amino acids. The transcript has 2 exons. The record is from RefSeq and is a predicted model, not a curated record. NCBI's taxonomy places the organism in Eukaryota, Viridiplantae, Streptophyta, Magnoliopsida, Cornales, Cornaceae.